Messenger RNA from Ostrea edulis (European flat oyster), 667 nucleotides. RefSeq names its product perlucin-like protein. Lineage: Eukaryota; Metazoa; Mollusca; Bivalvia; Ostreida; Ostreidae. The record is from RefSeq and is a predicted model, not a curated record. Bases 171 to 650 code for a protein of 159 amino acids. The transcript is spliced from 4 exons.
UAACUGAACUGGCGUGGUGCCUUAUGGCAAUACGUGAAACAGCAUGCAUUGUGAUAUAGGAUAUCGGGUUUCAUUUUAAUUUACACUGUGUUGAAGUUCUUUGUUGAUUUGUAUUCUAGUUUUCAUAAUUCUCUACACUUCAUUUUUGGGAUCAUUUGUUGCCUAUUGAAAUGUUUGUGAAAAUUGUUAGCAUGGUUUUGCUUCUGCUUGUCAGUGAACGAAUCCAAGCCGGCAAGGCGAAAAAGUGUGGGUACCCCUUCAGGAUGCUGGGCGACAACUGUUACUAUUUCAGUACAGACAAGGCCACCUGGGACGAGGCUUAUGUAAACUGUGUUCACAAAGGUGGUUAUUUGGCGAACUUGGAAACUCUUCAUGAAUACCUAAUUAUUAGGUAUCAACUCGCCGGGAUAAAAAAUGGUCAAAAUUAUGCUAUUGGAGGACGAGAUUUCAAUCGCGAAAAAAAGGGUAGCGACUGGAGGUGGGUCGGAUACGAUCGGGUUUCUAGGAUGUCCUACUUUGCGUUUGGGCCAAGUGAACCAAAUGGUACCAAAGGAUCUCCAGAGCUUUGUCUUUGGUUAUACGCUGGCUAUAAAUAUCAAUUUAUAGACGUCGCAUGUACCUCUGUCGCGCGUUACAUUUGUGAGAAAUAAAGAUCUUUGACAGCGUA